AUGUUGACUCGAGCCCUCCGAUUACCGGCUCUUCGAGGCUCCCUCACCUCCCUCCUUCCCAACUCUACACACGCCUCCCUCCAGCCGGUGAUUAACCGCUCCCUCCUGCAAACUCGAUUUCUUUCCAAUGAAGUGCGCAGCGCAAUCGACAAGGCUGUUGCGUCGGCGCCGGUCGUGCUGUUUAUGAAGGGUACUCCAGAGACGCCACAAUGUGGAUUCAGCCGGACGAGCAUCCAGAUACUAGGCAUGCAGGGCGUGGAUCCAACCAAAUUCACUGCUUUCAAUGUGCUUGAAGAUCAAGAGCUGAGAGAUGGAAUAAAAGAAUACUCGGACUGGCCUACGAUCCCACAAUUAUACGUGGACAAUGAAUUCAUUGGUGGUUGUGAUAUUUUGAUCAACAUGCACAAGGACGGAAGUUUGGCUGAGUUGCUGGCGGACAAGAAUGUCCUGGUUCUAGAGGAGGGGGAGGGCGACAUCGAAGGCGAAAAGGCCGAAGCAGUACGCAGAGCGUCUGAGCAAAGUACUGGAGGCAGAAGCAAGGAUGCCAAAGGUGAGAGUUCGUAA
Exophiala mesophila is the source of this 564-nucleotide messenger RNA. RefSeq names its product Grx4 family monothiol glutaredoxin. The record is from RefSeq and is a predicted model, not a curated record. Lineage: Eukaryota; Fungi; Ascomycota; Eurotiomycetes; Chaetothyriales; Herpotrichiellaceae. The transcript has 3 exons. Bases 1 to 564 code for a protein of 187 amino acids.